Messenger RNA from Knipowitschia caucasica, 1794 nucleotides. Lineage: Eukaryota; Metazoa; Chordata; Actinopteri; Gobiiformes; Gobiidae. The record is from the annotation of a GenBank genome assembly.
AUGCCUGGAAAGAAAGACAACAAAAAGGAUGCUAAGAAAGGAAAACCCGAACCAGAAAAAAAGAAGGAGGAGGAGAAAAAAGGAAAAGAUGACAAAAAGGGGGGAAAAGAUGACAAGAAGGGAAAAGACGACAAGAAAGAUGACAAAAAGGCAGGAAAGGAUGACAAGAAAGGAGGAAAGAAGGGAAAAGAGGAGCCUCCCCCUAAAGGCAAGGAUGACGGAAAGAAAGGAAAGGACAAAGGGAAAGGAAAGAAGGUGGAAUCUGAGGAGGAGUCUGAGGAGCUACUAAGUGAGGAGGAAGAAGAAAGUGAUGAAGAUGAGGACUCAGAGGACGACAAGCGCAGGAAAGGCAAAGGGGGAAAGGGCGACAAAGGAAAGAAGGGCGGUAGGAGACGAGGGGAUGACUCUGAUGAGGAUGAAGAUGAAGAUGAGGACGACGAUGAAGAUGAAGAUGAGGACGACCACAAAUCCAAAAAGAAAGCCAAAGGCGGAAACUCGGAUCAGAAAAGCGGCUUUUUCAAAGGGAUGUUUGGGAAGAAAGAUGCCGCUGGUCUUAAGAACCGAAGCAAAUUGCUGGGCAGGGUUGCCGCAGCUACCAACUGGUUGACCAAUCGCUUUUUGUCUAGUAAAAUGAGGGGCCGCAAGGGGCAGCAAGGUCAUGGUGGCCAAAGAGGGCAAAGUCGCAGAGGGCACAUGCACGGAUAUCAAAACGAUGGUUAUGACUAUGGCGAUGAAGCUUAUGGUGAUCCACGAUAUGCAGGUCAUCCUAAUGGUUACGCUGCAUAUGAUGAUGGCUAUGGAGGUUACGGAGAGGAGGCGGCUGCAUACGGAGGCCAUGCAAGUCAUCAUGCUGAUCAAGGUCAUUAUCAGGAUCAAUAUGGUUACUACAAUGGCGGAGUAGACGGAGCUGACUAUCAGGACUUAGGUUAUUAUGAGGAUGAUGGGCAGUAUGAUCCUAACGCCGAAUAUUAUGAAGGAGGUGUUUAUGAGAAUGGAAUGGACAAUUAUUAUAACCCCUACGAUUCCACCGCGGAUUACUAUGAACAGGAAGCCAAUUAUUACGGAUAUCAGCAACAAGCGAUGGGUGCGUAUGGUGAUGAAGCUCUUGACUACUAUGCCAUGAUGGGAGAAAAUCCCAUGUACGCAAGCGGGCUUGAUGGCUACAUGGAUCCUAUGAUGCAAGUUUAUCCAGCAACAAAUGAUACCCCAACAGAUGAUGUCCCCUCAACCGCUAAUGAUGUCACCACAGCAAAUGAUGGCAGACCAGAUGAUGAUUAUGUCCCAGGAUCAGGGUUACGGACCACCUUCAAUACCCACUCCUUCUGCGAUGCUCAUCAAGCAGGCAGGCAUGACUCCUCUACCUGCACGCAGAAUGCAGGCCUCCCCCACACCAUCUCGGCGCUCUGUGAUGAUGCCCUCUCCUCAGAUGCAACGACAUCCCAUGGCCAUGCCUGGGUCCCCCAUGAUGACUCCGAGACAGAUGUCUUCUCCACACCCUUCAAUGAGAGGUGGCUUCAUGGGUGCUCAAAGGCCACCCUCAGUGAUGUCGAGACAUGUGUCGCCACCUCCUUCACCACGAUCUUCUCCCCUUGCCCGUCGACGAAUGUCCCCUCAGAGAUCACCUCCUCCCAUGGCACGGCCCCCAUCCCCCCCACGCUCUCCACGGACCUCAAUGCUUCGUCGCAGUCCUCCUGGUUCACCAAGGGCUUCUAUGCGCCGCCGGUCCCCGCCUGGUUCACCCCGUGCUUCCAUGAGGCGACAAAGUCCUCCUCCUGCACCCAGUUCUGCUCGUAG